ACCUUCACCUCAGACUGAGUCCUCUUUCUACAGACCCACCCUCUGAACCAUCAGAAGAAAAUCCCAGUUCAAGAGCACAAUUGAAUUUCUUGACAACACUCUUCUAAGCUCAGCGCCUACAACAAAGACGAAAGAUUAUCGUCACUCAUUCGGCAAAAUGCCGUACAUCAUCAACGUACCGCACAUGCCCCGCCCUUACAUCACCAACAACCCUGCCGUGUAUAUGGACUGCCUUUCCUGGGGCUGGCAAUGCGAGUCACGACCAUUCUCAGACCCCUACUGCAAGACAGCCCGCAGGCGAGAGGAGGCGAGGUACGAGGCUGACAAGAGGGCCGAGCAAUUGGACAAGUACUAUUCACAAGAACUUGCACGCCGCAAGCACGCCAAGCGAUCCAUGUCCAUUACCAACCUGGGCCUCACGAAGUCUCUCAAGCCGUUUCAAGGGUUUGGGAGGCACUCGAGGCACGAUUCGGUGACCGGCGUGACAGUUAUGGAGCUGGGCUCCGAUGUCGAGGAUGUCGACCUGAGUGAUUGAGCGUGACCGUCUGGCAUAGGACCUUCACACAAGCGACGGCGUUUUCGGCAUCAGACGACACGAUUUACGGCAUCUUCUCUUCUUAGACUUAGGCUUCAAAAACAAGCUUCUUCCUUUAUCUCACCGAAUAGUUGCAUCCAA
Didymella exigua CBS 183.55 is the source of this 676-nucleotide messenger RNA. RefSeq lists its product as uncharacterized. NCBI's taxonomy places the organism in Eukaryota, Fungi, Ascomycota, Dothideomycetes, Pleosporales, Didymellaceae. The transcript has a single exon. Bases 158 to 535 code for a protein of 125 amino acids. The record is from RefSeq and is a predicted model, not a curated record.